CAAAAUGGCUACCAUGGCUACAAUCGUGCACUCAAAAAGUUUCGAGAGGUAUAAUAAGGCUAAACUGCGCAGAAUAAAGCUGGAAAAUGACAAACAAAUAAGGAGAAGUGCAGUCAAAUAGCCCUUUUAGAAACACUAUUAGGGAAUUUGAUAAGGAAGAAUCUGAGCAAAUAAAAUAAUUCAGUGGUAAUCACUAAGUAUCACAAUCCAUACCAGGAUUAUGUUAAUAAAGGAAGAACUCAUCGAAGUCCUAUCACCCUCAGUCGAUAUACUCCUUUCAAACAAGAAGAUAAGCUAAAAGAGCAGGAGAUUAUCAGCCAAAAUCUUAAAGCUAGUGAUAGCCAGGAAAUUAUUAAUCAGCUGAGGGAAAUCAACAGUUCGGAAGACCUUCACCAGGCAAGCCAAGUAAAAGAGAUUAUGAGACAAGAGACCAAAUAAAAUUGUUUCUGAAAUGAGAAUUCAAGGAGAAAUCAGUGAUAUCUUCAAUAAGCCAAUAAAGGGCAAGAAGUCUCAGAUAAUUAGAACUGGGCAUAGAAAUCUUACCUUUAAAAGAUGGCUCAGGAGUAAAAAGAAGAAGCUUGUUAAGAAUCAUAAACAUUUGAUCAAGUCUAUUUCAGCUUCUAAGCUUACUGUUGCAAAAAUCAAAGAGUAUUUGAAUGAACAUAGAAUCGAGUCAGACAAGAUUCACUCAUUCAAUAUGGUUAAGUUGAACGAGAACCUCUAAAAGCAAUUGAUUGUGCUGUCUCUCAGAAAUUCCAUGAAACUAAGCAAAAAGCGAGUCGGAACAUAACAGUUUCUCUAUGCCAAAUGGAUCAAUUCAUCAAGACCCAACAAAAAUAAACAAUUCGACGGUCUGAGAUUAAUAGACAACAAGGCAAUCCUCAGAAAGGUAUUCCGCCCCAAAAACAUUCUCAAAACCACCGAUCAUGAAGUCCUCUCUAUAAACUCAAACGAUAGCAGUGACUCCAACUCUGCCUUUAGAGAGGAGCUUAAGCAUAGUAUUCCAAAAAUCACUGAUAUUCUGUACUCAAAAUCUAAAACCCAAAGAGCUUAUUCCCUUCAGAGAAGGAGCAAGUUCCUUCAAUCUUCUUCAAGAAAGACCAAAAAGGUUAAGCCUAAGAAUAAGCAUCUGCAGAAGGUCUUCACUAAGAUCUCUCUUCUCAGGAUUGAGGAUUUACCAGAGGUCCCCUCUGGUCAGUCUCAAGGAGAAUAGUAGUAGUAAAAGCUUCAGUGCUAGUAGUAAAGGCUAAGAACAGUUUGGUUUAGAGAAGGAGGAUAGAAUGAAUUGAAAAUUUCUGGGCUGAAUACUUGCUCUAUCACCUUAUCCCUUCCUCUAGAUCCUACCAGCAUCACUACAGUAAAAUUCAAGAAUUUAUAGCUAAAGCUGCUAGACUGCAUCAU
Messenger RNA from Moneuplotes crassus, 1401 nucleotides. The record is from the annotation of a GenBank genome assembly. NCBI's taxonomy places the organism in Eukaryota, Ciliophora, Spirotrichea, Euplotida, Euplotidae.